GGGCCGGCGCGUCACGUGGCCGCGCAACGUCCUGGGCGCCGAGCAGCGGGCGGGCAGCAGGCAUGGACACUCAGGUGGCUGGGGCCCAGGCGCCGGAGGCUGCGGGGCCGCCUCGGGGUCCCUCGCUGUUGAGCACGCGGGAGGCGCCCCGCAGCCCGGAGGUGAGCGCCGCGCGGGGGCGGGGCAGCCACCACCUGCGGCCGGGCAGGGCAGGGAAGUCGCGGGUUGGGGGCGGUGUCGGGCGAGGCCGCUCGGAUGCCGAGCGCCGUCGGGGGCGCGCUCAGGCCGGCGGGGAUGAUGGCGAAAGCCGAAGGCCAGGGCCCCGGCAUCCCGGGGCGUGGGCGGGGAGGCUGCAGGCCCGGGGGCUUCCUGGGGUCCUCAGUGAAGGGAGGCGAUACCUUCCUGUUAUCGAUUUCUUAGCCAGUGGAGCACAGAGCAUCCCUAAUAACAUUCCUACCCAUGGCGAGGACACACAUUGUAAAGAGGAAGGCUUUGCUGUGGAAAAGAAUACCUGGGAGCUGUCAGAAGGAACACGGUGUCCACUCAAGGAACAGACUGCUGAUCUUUUUAAUGAGGACUGGGAUUUGGAGUUGAAAGCAGACCAAGGGAAUCCUUAUGAUGCUGAUGACAUUCAGGGGAGCAUUUAUCAAGAGAUCAAACCUUGGGUGUGCUGUGCCCCACAAGGAGACAUGAUCUAUGACCCCAGUUGGCACCACCCUCCUCCACUGAUUCCCCAUUAUUCCAAGAUGGUCUUUGAAACAGGACAGUUUGAUGAUGCUGAAGAUUGAAUGCAGAGCUUUCUGCUUUAUAGUAGGUGGGUCCUGCAGGUUAAAGUCUCUCUUCCUGUCUUUGAAGUGAGAUGUCCUAUUUGAGACAAUGUUCUCAGUAAUUCCAGAGUCUGGGUUGCACAGAUCUGUGUUAAAUAAGGUCUUACUGUUUCCCCUAGUUCUGUUGUUGUUGUUUUAAUGAACUCCUCCUUGGGAUGUAUGAGUAUUUGUGCCUGGGUCAGGAGGGGUUGUAUUCUUUAUAAAUAAAAAUAGGAAAAAGCGAUCAAUA
This is a messenger RNA of Heterocephalus glaber (naked mole-rat), 1056 nucleotides long. The record is from RefSeq and is a predicted model, not a curated record. Lineage: Eukaryota; Metazoa; Chordata; Mammalia; Rodentia; Bathyergidae.